AUGAAUCUUAAUAUUAAUAUUGUAGUAUUACUUGUUGUAUCUUUCACAUUGUUAACAUGCUUUGUGACUGGUACACUGGCUCAACAACCUGUUGCAUGUCCAGGCUACCAGGUGUCAAACUUACAAACAACAUCAUAUGGAUAUACUGCUGAUUUGGCAAUGAUUACAGCAGGACCUUAUGGUAAUAGUGUAAAGGCAUUGACGUUGUACGUGGUGUUCCACACACAACAGAUCAUACAAGUCAAGAUUGUGGAUGCGGCUAACGAGCGCUGGCAAGUACCUUUUGUCAACCAGAUGGGUGCACUGCCCACCUCCAAGCCCAACCUCAUUGACUACACCAUCCGCUUUGCUCAAACCCAAUUUGGAUUCUCAAUCACACGUGUAUCAACUGGCGAGGUCAUCUUCAACACUUCCCCUCCAUCCAACUGCUCCACCAAUGGUCUCAUUUUCUCAGAGUAUUAUUUAGAGAUAACCAAUCAGUUCCCUCAAUCAAACCCGAAUAUAUAUGGACUUGGCGAGCGUGCUGCACCAUUGCGCUUGCAGAACAACUUCACCUAUACCAUUUGGAACAGGGACCAGGCAACACCACUCAAUCUCAAUGUCUAUGGCUCACAUCCAUUCUACCUCAAUCUAAACCCAAAUGGCGAUGCCCAUGGUGUAUUCUUGCUCAACUCCAAUGCCAUGGACAUUGUGAUGCAGCCCAACUCGCUCACCUACAAGGUCGUUGGAGGCGUGUUUGACUUUUACUUCUUCAUGGGACCAUCGCCAGCAUCGGUUAUUCAACAAUACACACAGGUUAUUGGCACGCCUUAUAUGCCGUCAUACUGGUCGCUAGGCUGGCACCAGUGUCGAUGGGGCUACAAGUCGGUCAACGAGUCUAAGACCGUGGCCGAGAACUACGCCAAGUACGGCAUACCCCUCGAGACCAUGUGGAAUGACAUUGACUACAUGGACGUCUACCAGGACUUUACCUUGGACCCAGUCAACUUUGCCCCCGAGGACAUGACCAGCUAUGUCGGUUGGCUUCACACUCGCAACCAGCACUACAUCAUGAUCAUCGACCCCGGCAUCCACAUGAACGACUCGUACGAGGCCUAUGGCCAGCUUCUCGAGAAUGGCGCCUUCAUACAGCAGCCCAAUGGAGUGGCGGCCAAUGGCGUGGUGUGGCCCGGCUCGACCAUCUUCCCCGACUUCUUCAACCCAAACAUACAGGACUUCUGGUACGUGCAGCUUGAGAAGUUCCACCAGACCGUGCCCUUUGAUGGCGUGUGGAUCGACAUGAACGAGGUGUCCAACUUCUGCUCGGGCAACUGCGCUCCCGUGUCACAGAGCGGCGACCAAGUCGGAUCAUACCCAAACAACCCACCAUACCUGCCUGGCGGCUUGCCCCUCGACACCAAGACGCUGGACAUGUCGUCCAUUCAGUUUGGCAACGUAUCAUAUUAUAACUCUCACAAUCUCUAUGGUUACACUGAGGGCGUGGUCACGGCCAACUCGGUGAUUAGCCUGCUGAAUCAGCGCCCCACAGUCAUCUCGCGAUCAACGUUCCCAGGCACUGGAAAGCAUCAUGCUCACUGGCUAGGCGACAAUCAAAGCACGUACGCAUCGAUGGCACUCUCAAUCCCAGGCAUUCUCAAUAUGAACAUGUUUGGCAUCGGCUUGGUCGGCGCGGACAUUUGCGGUCUGCAGGGUGAUACGACCGCACAGCUGUGCGCACGCUGGAUCCAGCUCGGUAACUUCUAUCCAUUCUCGCGUAGUCACAACAACAACGACACCAUCCCCCAGGAGCCCUAUGUAUUUGGACCAGAGGUGAUCAACAUUACCAUCAACUCCAUCAACAACAAGUACACACUGCUGCCAUACUACUACACACUGUUCUACUUGGCACAUGCUCAGGGCGACACUAUCGUCCGCCCUUUGUUCUUUGAGUAUCCAGCCGACCCCAACACAUUUGCCUUGGACUCGCAGUUCUUGGUGGGACCAUCACUGAUGGUGUCGCCCGUGCUGACCGAGAAUGCCACAUCGGUCGACGUCUACUUCCCCCAAGACAUCUGGUACGACUACUUUAACGGUUCACGCGUGGACCUGUCACAAGGCAACUCCCUCACCCUCGCCGCACCAUUGGACGUCAUCAAUGUGCAUCUGCGCGGUGGUGCCAUCCUCCCAACCCAGCCCACAGCCGACUAUCAAGUGCCAGACGGAGGCAUUCCUAUCACAACAAACAUCUCUCGCACACUGCCAUUCACACUGAUCGUGGCGCUGAAUGCCAACGGCAGUGCGAGUGGCGAGCUCUACCUGGACGACGGCAUCACCCUCGAGACGUACGAGAACAAGAAGUACUCACUAUUACAGUUCAAUGCCGGUACUGAUGGGUCAUCAACCGUGACCAUCCAGUUGACUGUCGUCAACACUGGCUUUGACAUGUCAUCACUCAUCGUGGACAAGGUGGUAGUCUAUGGUGUGCCAAUCAUUGUUACAACCGUCAAUGUCAAUGGAACACCCUAUACCACGCUCACAUACUCCUCAACGCUCCAGACGCUGACCAUUGAAUCCCUGGCACUUCCACUCACAUCAUCAUUCACCAUUCAAUACUCAAAU
This is a messenger RNA of Acytostelium subglobosum LB1, 2598 nucleotides long. RefSeq lists its product as hypothetical. The record is from RefSeq and is a predicted model, not a curated record. NCBI's taxonomy places the organism in Eukaryota, Evosea, Eumycetozoa, Acytosteliales, Acytosteliaceae. The transcript has 2 exons. Gene Ontology annotation, biological process: carbohydrate metabolic process. The annotation marks the transcript as partial. Gene Ontology annotation, molecular function: hydrolase activity, hydrolyzing O-glycosyl compounds; carbohydrate binding.